Messenger RNA from Perca flavescens (yellow perch), 4865 nucleotides. It is a transcript of the gene cep85l, whose product is annotated as centrosomal protein 85L. NCBI's taxonomy places the organism in Eukaryota, Metazoa, Chordata, Actinopteri, Perciformes, Percidae. The transcript has 12 exons. The record is from RefSeq and is a predicted model, not a curated record. Gene Ontology annotation, cellular component: centrosome.
UGUAAGAAUAGACGCCCUAAGAGAAUCUGAAAGAGAGUUUUAUAAUACAUCCAUGUUUGCAAUCCGUUCGUGGUCCGUUUGUGGUUCUUCUUGCGCGUGUGUAGUGCCGUUUCGUGCUCAUAGAUAAAUGUGUGUCGUGCUGGCAGUACUGCGGCUGAGAUGCGGAGGAGGAGUUUUGGAUCACUUCCUUUCAGUUGACGUUCGUGCUUCCGACGUGCGGGCUCAAUUCAUAGGAAGAAUCCCGUUAUCCGAAAGAAUGUUUUUGAGACCGAAUAAAAAUACCACAUAUGAUCUUUCGAUCGUUUAUACUAUAUUGUAAGGAAUGACAGAGUACCUGCGUUGUCAUAUUUUGGACUUGUUUUUCUUCUUCUUUUGUCCUCCUCCGUUUCCAGCUGUUAUAUAAAGCCCGCAGUCAUACGGAAUGUGGUACAGAAGUGAUUUAGAAGAUGGAUACGAAUCGAACAAAACAGGCUCCAGUGGAGGCGGUUCUCUAGGAUGGGUCUCUGGCCACGAAUCACCGUGGCACAGCAACCCCCCUGGCCCUGGGAACAGUAUCUCUAGUGGGCGCCGACACAGCACAGUGUCUGACAGUGGUGACACUGGAAUUGGCACUUACUGCUCUGACAGCGUGGAAGACGACUCCAGUUCCAGUACCACGCCUUUGUCUUUCCAGCCACUGUACGAGCAUCUCAUGGGCCAGGAUGAUAGUGCCAUUCCUGUUGUCCACGCCAUGCUGUCCCCAUCCUCCUCACCCUACACCAGUUUUAGAAAACCAGCCACACCCAGCAGCACAGGUCGCUGGAGCAGGUCUUGCCAGCGGCUUACGUCAGACAUGUCUCCCCUGGGUGCACCAAGCUGUCUGGAUAUGAAGGACCAUCAGCCCAUCCGGAGGUGGUCCUCUCUCACCAAGUUGUCAACUGGGGCUGAUAAGAGCUCCACUCGGACAUCAGUCGAUCAGUACAACCCAGAUUCACAAGGCUCCUUGGACAGAAGUCUGCUAUAUGGGUACAGAAAACAACCUCAUGGUUCAAACUUGGACCUUUAUCUACCUAUAUCUUCCUCCUUGCUCUGCCAUACCUUGCUGCAGCGCUCACCAGGAGCUGGCCCCUGCUACCGAUACAACCACAGCAGUAGAUCCAAUGGUUUGGAAACAGAUCUGUCCCUUUCCUCAACUCUGUCAUCAUCCGUAAAACACAACAGUCUGGACAUGAACUAUAGUGCUUUACCAGAAGCUAAACUGGUUCGGGGAGGUGCACAGGUUUAUGGCCUCAGCUUACCCAACCAAGCAAACUCAAUGGGUCAUCAGACUGAUAGAGACUCCCCAAUUCAGCCUGCAGUUCGCACCCAGAUGUGGCUGACUGACCAGAUGGAGUACAGGCCCAAAGUAGAGGGUGGAGGUCAACCUGGUCAAAUCAGUGCUACUGGAACAGAGGGCUGUGGUGUAGAUGGGCCGUUGUUAUGUCAACAGGGACAUCAGCAGGAACUAGGGCUUAACCAGAUGCUGAUAGGGGCCUCCCUUCCUGUCAAAACUCUGGUGAAGGUUAAAGAGGGGCUGCUGAGACAGAGAGAACUGGAGAUAGAAAGACAAAAGCAGCAGGUCUUGCAGCUCCAUGCCCGGAUCAGAGAGAAUGAGCUCAGAGCGCAGCAGGUCCUGCAGAGCCAAAGGGGGUGGUAUGACGACCCCCACAUUCAAAAUACUAAGGAAUCAGCACUGAGAACUCCAUCUGAUAGGCUGUGCUGUGAUGAAGAACUUGGUAGGAAGCUAGCAGUGGCUGAACUGGAAGUACUCCAUUUGAAUGAGUUCUUCAAGCAAGUUACACAAAAAUAUACAGAGGACAUCAGAAAACUGGAGGAAAAGAUAAAGACGAGGGAUCGCUACAUCAGUAGUCUGAAAAAGAAGUGUCAGCGAGAGAGCGAACAGAACCAAGAAAAACAGCAACGCAUAGAGACACUGGAGAAAUAUCUUUCCGACCUGCCAACGCUGGAUGAGGUGCAGGCCCAGGCUCAAAAGCAGGAGGAGGUACAGCAGAAUGCCAAGGAUCUGGAGAAAACAGCAUCUCGGUUACAGAAGAGCCUCGACGAAGGAUAUGCUCUGAUGAAGGAGAAAGACAUCAGGAAUGAGAUGCAGGCCAUGAGGGAAAAGGAGUUGAUUUCAUCUGUACAAAGCCUGCAAGAGAAGGUGCAGCACUGUUUGGACGAUGGGGUGAGGUUGCCCAUGCAGGACCUGAAGCGGCUUGAGGUGGAAAACACUCAACUUUUAAAGCAGCAAGACAACAGCAGCAGGCUGAUUGAGCAUCAGAAAGAACAGAUUGAGAGACUGACCUUGCAGCUAACGCAGCGGCAGGUGGAUAAAGGGCUGUUGGUGCAUCCCCUGUCUCAUGUGGAGAUGCCUGAGGUGGGCCGGCUGCUGAAAGAGAUGUCCCUAUGUCUACUGGACCUCCAAGCUCUCUGCAGCAUCCUGGCUCAGAGAGCACAGGGGAAAGAGCCUAACCUGUCUCUGCUUCUGGGCAUGAAAUCAUUGAGUGUUUCGGCAGAGGAGAGUGACUGCACAGUAGCUGUGGAAGAAGAACUGAGGUUCAAGCUGCUGGAAGUCGGCCAGCUCAGGAGAGACAUUGAUGACUUAAGGAAAAGCAUCUCAGACUGCUAUGCUCAGUAGAUGGGUGACAGUUGUCUCUCAUUGACAGCAAAUAUGCUCCAGCUCUGAUGACACUGCUCUAUCCCAGUGUGUGUUUUAAGUUUUACUUUCAUAUACUUCAUAGAUAACUACAUAAAUAAUUACAUUAAUUAUAACUAAAAUUAUAAGGUCCACAACAAUGCAGACUUUCCCAAAACAAUUAUUUUGUGCCAUCUUCACUGUGUGGUUUGCACAUGAUGACAGACAAUGGUAAUGUGUCAUAUACACCAAUCAUAUUGUUCAGCCUACCUCCAUAUAUACACACAUAUGGUUUGCCUUCACACUACAGUUUUGUGUUGGACCCAAGACCAGUUUACAACAACUUUGACAAUAUUUGACGAGAUCAAAAUGUAACAAGACUUCUCGUCGAGGUAGAAAUUAACUUGCGAUAUUGGUCAAAAUAAAUGAGUCGGAAGCAGACUCAUUAAACUUUACUUUUACUGAUAUUGAACACAGAGAAAUGUUCUCUCGCUUGGCUAACCUUUGUUCUCUGAGUAAAGAAUAUUUUUUCAGUCAUAUUUCUUAAUUUAAGUUUUCUUUAAAAUAGUGUUAAAAUCUCGCCUCGUCUCGUUCUCGUGAACCCAAUCUCGUGUCUCGUCUCGUGAGGUGAGUGUCUCGUCACACCCCUACAAUAUACCAAACUCUCUUGGCAAACGGCCUUGGAUCUGGAAAAAAUCUCUAAAAUCAGCCCAUGUCUGAAGACACCUUUCAACACUUUCAUCUACACAGAAUCUACACAACUGAAAGAAAAUGUGUAUUUAUUUGACAAUAGAUCAAAUAAUCUGUCACUUGAUGAACCCACAGAUUAUCAACUUUAACUGUGCAGUUUCACUCAGCUUUAUAGAGCAUUUUAAUCCGUAUCUGCUGGAUAUGUACAAUAAAUAAGUAAGUGUUUAUAUACAGUAUAUACAUAAGGAUAUGUCACUGUUGUAUUUACAGUUUGUUGCGCUGCCCACAAGUAGCCCAAAACGUGUUCAUUUAAUAGUUUAAGGCCUCUGAACACCCACACAGGUGUUUCAGUUAUUCGGGCUGAUUAGACCUCUGCUCAGGUUGAAGGUGCGCCAGAGUUUUGAUAGAAAUGUAUUAGGUUACAAAUCUUCAUCUACCAAUAAUAAUUAUAAAGCUGUCAUUUGUCCUGCCCUAACAGGUGCAAAAAAGCUGACAGGAGACUCAGGAAUUUAUAAAUUACAGUCAUACAGUGAUGGGAAGAGGUUUAAUGAGCUUGAUCAACUGAAAAUGUCUGUGUGAACGUUCAGAGCCUUUAAAUAAAUACUACAACUUCAUUGCUGGUUUAUAAGCCUAAAUAAGCAAAAACAUCAUUUGAAAAGAGCACAUUCAGGCAUAUUCAGAGUGAUUGUGGUAAUGGGAUCUCGUGCACCUCUCUUGGUGCUGGAUACCGAAAUGCAUAUUAGACCUUCAUACGUUAGAUAACUGUUGGAAACUCUUAUCUCUGUGAAUUUAAAUGUCCUAAUAAGCAAUAUGAAUUGUGCAGAUGUGCUGUUAACCACCUGAUUAAAGUCAACCAUACGACUCUGAAAAUCAAUGAGCAGAUGUUUAAUUCACUAAUGACUCAUCAGGUGAUACUCAGCUGUUUGUGACACCAAAAGUAAAUGAAAGAACAAUGCAGGAGUGGUUAUUUGUACAGACAUCACAUUUAUUUAGCAUAAUGUUGUACAGUAUAUAAAUUGUCACGUUUAAUGCUUAUUGUUUCCAAUUACCCUUGGUAAAUCUUGCAGCCAAAGAAGCUGAAACUUUGAGUAAACUGAAACAGCACAUGCACUUUUUGGUAAUUUUGUCUUCUGUGAAACCAUACAGGGCGGAGAAUUAAAUAAUUCCGCUACCAAGCUUGAUUCACAUCAAACAAACAACCAAACAAACAAUCAGACAUGUUUUGUCUGAAUGGUUUGGUUUGAAACAUUUAAGUACUCUCACCAACCAUGACAAUCCAAACCAAAGGUCUGUUUUGAUUGUCCUAAUUGGUGUGUUCAAUCCACCUGUAGAUGUUGCAACAAGCCACCAGAUGGCUUGUUUCUCUGUAUAACAAACUACUCUUUCUUUAAUAUUCUUUUAGUUUUACUGCCAACAUGUAUGAAUGCCAAAAGUAUGUUUAUAUACAGUGAUGUUUUUUUUGCAAUAUGAAGGUUUGAUCUUAUUUGUUCAGAUGGCAAAUAAAAUUAUUUUUGUAAGGUUG